AUGCGCGCCACGACCGCGUCCAUUCUUUCCGCCUCGCUCCUCCUGGGGCAGGCAUCCGCCGCUCUUCCGCCCAUUAUCAUGAAGGGCAGCAAGUUCUUCUACGAAAAUGGCACACAAUUCUUCAUGAAGGGCAUCGCGUAUCAGCAAGACGUGGCUGCUGGGGGUGCCUCGACCGGCAGCACCAAGUAUUCCGACCCUCUGGUCAACGAGGCGGCUUGCAAGCGCGACGUGCCUCUUCUCAAGGCGCUCCACACCAACACUAUCCGGACGUACGCCAUCGACCCCAAGGGCGACCACGACACAUGCAUGAAGCUGCUGGAUGAUGCCGGCAUCUACGUCAUCAGCGAUCUUGGCGAGCCCUCGCUGUCCGUCAACCGCGACACCCCGGCCUGGAACGUCGAGCUGUUCGAGCGCUACACCGGCGUGGUUGACAACCUCAGCAAGUACAGCAACGUGAUCGGCUUUUUCGCCGGUAACGAGGUGUCUAACAACAACACCAACACCCCCGCCUCGGCCUACGUCAAGGCGGCCGUCCGCGACACCAAGGCGUACAUCAAGAAGAACGUCGACCGCUGGAUGGGCGUCGGCUACGCCGCCAACGAUGACCCGUUCAUCCGCUCCCAGAUCGCCGAGUACUUCAACUGCGGCGAGCAGAGCGACGCCAUUGACUUCUGGGGCUACAACAUCUACUCGUGGUGCGGCAAGAGCAGCAUGUCUGACUCUGGCUACGACACUCAAGUCGAGUUCUUCCGCAACUUCUCUGUCCCGGUGUUCUUCGCCGAGUACGGCUGCAACAUCCCCAACGGCGCCGAUGGCCGUAUCUGGCAGGAGACCACGGCCCUGUACUCGAAGGAGAUGACCGACGUUAUGUCCGGCGGCAUCGUGUACAUGUACUUCCAGGAGGCCAACGAUUACGGCCUCGUCGAGCUCUCGGGCUCGUCCGUCUCCACCAUGAAGAACUACGACACACUCAAGAACGUCAUUUCCAAGGUCGACCCCUCGGGCACCUCGAUGGACGAAUACAAGCCGACCAACACGGCCGCCGCCUGCCCCGCCAUCGGCAAGGACUGGAAGGUCAAGGGCGGCACGCUGCCGCCGACGCCCGACUCCUCCCUCUGCGACUGCAUGUACAAGUCGCUGACCUGCGUGCCGGCCGACGACCUGAAGCCCAAGGCGUACGGCGCCAUCUUCGACUUCAUCUGCGACGCCAGCAAGGAGAGCUGCGCCGGCAUCAACGGCAACACCACGUCGGGCGUCUACGGCGCCUACUCCAUGUGCGGCGCCCGCGAGAAACUCGGCUACGUCCUCGACCAGUACUACCAGAACCAGAACAACGCCGCCGACGCUUGCGACUUCAAGGGCCAGGCCACCCUGCAGAAGGCCGCCGACGAGAGCACCUGCAGCGACGCCCUCGCCAGCGCCAGCUCCGCCAACGCCGUCGCCGCCACCGCCACCAGCGCCACCGACACCAACUCCAGCGACGCCGAGGAGAGCAGCAACGCCGCCAUGGCCGGUGGGCCGCUGCGGGGCGCCUUUGCCAUUGGUGAGCUGGCUGUUGGUCUGUACGUCGUCGUGGCCAUGGGUGUGGGUGCGUCGAUGGUGCUGUUGUAG
This is a messenger RNA of Chaetomium globosum CBS 148.51, 1611 nucleotides long. RefSeq lists its product as uncharacterized. Gene Ontology annotation, biological process: fungal-type cell wall (1->3)-beta-D-glucan biosynthetic process. Gene Ontology annotation, molecular function: 1,3-beta-glucanosyltransferase activity. Gene Ontology annotation, cellular component: cytoplasm; fungal-type cell wall. Bases 1 to 1611 code for a protein of 536 amino acids. The record is from RefSeq and is a predicted model, not a curated record. The transcript is spliced from 2 exons. Lineage: Eukaryota; Fungi; Ascomycota; Sordariomycetes; Sordariales; Chaetomiaceae.